Messenger RNA from Daucus carota subsp. sativus, 2244 nucleotides. Its product is annotated as 3beta-hydroxysteroid-dehydrogenase/decarboxylase. The transcript has 12 exons. NCBI's taxonomy places the organism in Eukaryota, Viridiplantae, Streptophyta, Magnoliopsida, Apiales, Apiaceae. Bases 203 to 1945 code for a protein of 580 amino acids. Gene Ontology annotation, biological process: steroid biosynthetic process. The record is from RefSeq and is a predicted model, not a curated record. Gene Ontology annotation, molecular function: 3-beta-hydroxy-Delta5-steroid dehydrogenase (NAD+) activity.
AAAGUUUAACGGAGUGUGAUAAUUUUAUUAGAAGAAAAUAGAAGAGGGCCCAGCAGUACUUAAUUUUUCUUAGUUUCGGCGCCAAGCCAAGCAGUGCGCCUCUCGGUCGGAGUUGUUAGCACUCACUCUUCACUGCGCCUUUUAUACAUACAUUAUACAUUAUACACACACGCCCUCUCUCUCUCGAUCUAUCUGGAUCCAGAUGGAAUUAAGAACCUGCGUCGUACUCGGCGGCCGAACUGUUAUCGGAAAAGCACUCGUCUCACGUCUCUUAUCGCUCGAUCACUGGGUUGUCCGAGUUGCCGAUUCCGCUCAGCAACUCGAUCUGGACGAUGGCGACUCGCUCCUCUCCAAAUCCAUCUCUAAUGGCCGCGCUUCCUAUUUCUCUGUUGAUCUACGCAAUACAGACCGAUUGAUCCAAGCUAUCAAUGGCUCGUCCGUUGUAUUUCACGUGGAUGAUGUGGACUUAUACAGUGAUAACUUCUUUCUCUCUUACACACUCAUUGUUCAAGGAGCAAAAAAUGUUGUAAAUGCUUGUCGGGAGUGUAAAGUCAAAAAACUUGUCUACCAAAGUACUGCAGAUGUUGUUUCUGAUGGGUCGCGUGAUAUAGACAAUGGGGACGAGUCACUCCCAUAUGCUUGGAAAUUUGAGAACAUGUGCACUGACCUUAGGGCCCAGGCAGAGGCUCUUGUCCUCUUUGCUAAUGAUAUCGAUGGCCUUUUAACUUGUGCUGUUCGUCCUUGCAAUGUCUUUGGACCUGGAGAAAAGCAACUUGUACCAUCUGUAAUAGAUAUAGCAAAAUCUGGAUGGGCGAAGUUCAUUAUAGGAUGUGGUGCACAUAUUUCUGACUUCACAUACAUGGAGAAUGUUGCACAUGCACUUGUCUGUGCCGAAGAAGCAUUAGGUUCUCAGAUGGUUGCUGUAUCUGGGAAGGCUUUUUUUGUCACUAAUCUAGAGCCAACGAGGUUCUGGGAUUUUGUCUCUCUCAUUUCAGAGGGCUUGGGAUACCAAAGACCUAUGAUACAGCUUCCUGCUGGGAUGUUAAAGUAUAUCUUUGUGUAUGUUCGAUGGGUGCAUGCACAGUUGAACUCCGUUAAGCUGAGACAUCUAAAGGGAAUUCAUUAUGUUGUUCGCUUAGCUACUUCCAACAAAACAUUUGACUGCUCUUCAGCUCAGAAGCAUAUCGGAUACUCGCCAGUAGUCUCGAUGGAAGAUGGUGUUGCACUAACGGUUCAAUCGUUCUCCAGUUUUGCAAAAGCCUCUUCCUAUAGUGUGUAUAGAGAUUUUGAUGAGCAAUCAAAGGUAGACAAACUACUAGGUGGCGGGAGAGUUGCCGAUGUUUUACUUUGGAAAGAUGAGAGGAAAUCAUUUGCAUGUUUUGGUGUGCUUGUUCUGGCAUACUACUGGCUUUUUCUUUGUGGAAAUACUUUCAUCUCAUCUGCUGCCCAACUUUUAGUACUGUUUACAUUUGUGCUAUACGGAUAUGGUGAACUGCCUUCAAAUAUAUCUGGUGUAAAAUUUCCGAAGAUGUCAGCAUCUUCUUUUGAGAUUUCAGAAGUGGAUAUGAAAACGUUUUCUGGAGCUAUAGCACAUAUUUGGAAGAGAAUAGGUGAUGUGAUUAGAAUACUGGCCCAAGGACAGGACUGGAAUACGUUCUUUAAGGUUGUAGCUUUGUUGUACCUGUUCAAGUGGUAUGUGUUUCAUUCCUUGACAACAUCUAUUGGUGUAGCAAUUGUCCUUGCAUUCACUUUGUUCUUCGUCUAUGAGCAAUAUGAAGAGGAGAUUGAUGGAAUAGCAGAGAUUUUGUUAAACUUAACAAGGGCACUCACAGGAUUCAUGCUGAAAAACCUACCUGUGUCGGUAGCAUAUAUACUUGGUACUCAUGAAAUUAUGCAUGAAAACAAUGAAAACGAUGAUCCUGCACAUUUUAAAGAUCAUAUGUAAGUGGCCUCUUAUCAGGAUGUAAAUAUUUUACGAGAUAGCUGAACUUUUUGUUGUAUGAGCUCAUGCUUCCAGUUGUGACUAUCUUUACAAAUUUCAAGAGUUAAGACCACUCAUAUGUUAGCAGAAAAUAUCUUAUAAGUUGCAGCGAUGAUUUUAUCAGGAGAAAAGCAAUAGCCAGUAGUUAUAAUAGUGUUGUUGUCUAACUUGCUACUUGGCGCGAUGAAGCCUAAAAAGUCCCUUACAUGUAUACUUUACAUUUCUGAUUCCAUGUUUUCAAUUUUUGAAAGUAUUUCACAGUA